Umbelopsis ramanniana AG is the source of this 1605-nucleotide messenger RNA. RefSeq lists its product as uncharacterized. The coding region runs from base 61 to 1461 and encodes 466 amino acids. The record is from RefSeq and is a predicted model, not a curated record. The transcript is spliced from 5 exons. Gene Ontology annotation, cellular component: ESCRT III complex; multivesicular body. Gene Ontology annotation, biological process: vesicle budding from membrane; late endosome to vacuole transport via multivesicular body sorting pathway. Lineage: Eukaryota; Fungi; Mucoromycota; Umbelopsidomycetes; Umbelopsidales; Umbelopsidaceae.
ACCUCAAUCCAUAAAGUCGGUUCGUUCCAAGAGCGACAGCCAAAUCAAGAGUAAAACUGCAUGGCGACCUCUAACAAUGAAGACUUACUUUCCUACCUUCAAGCGAAAUUCCCCGAAUUUGACCCCAAGAAAGGAUCUUCACGGUUGAGUUCAUUGUACUCUGAUUUCUCUUCGUUACAGGAGACCAAUUCAUAUGGUUAUGAGGCCAAUGCAUCCUUUUGGCGAACAGUCAUCUUACAAGCUAACCGAGAUGGCAUGAUUUCUUGCAACGGAUAUACUCUAGCUGUCUCUCAGGAUGGCUUGGAAAAAGCGUUCGAGUAUGGAAAAUACGGACAGCCUCUUGGCAUCAACAACGUAACAGAACAUAUGAUUGAAGAUGGAGACCUAGUAACGGUUGAGUCGGUGUUAGAAGCAGGAGCGCUCUCUAGUCGGCCAUGGUCAUCAUAUUUACUCUCUGUUUUUAUCGGCCGACCAUUACGAUAUGCAGCUUCCUUUAUCAAGCAGUCGCAACAAUCUGGCGCGUACGUCGUUAUGCCCACAUUGAAACUGGUGACGACCAAAGUAUGCGAAGAGCAUCAGAAGAAACAAGCUAUAUCCAUCACCGAUCAUUUGAUGACAUAUGAGACGUUUCGGAAACGGUAUUCAAAAUCGCUGAUACCCAAUUGCGAACUCACCGAUGCCGAUAUUUGGUUGCUAUUGCGUUACAUAGAAUCUUCAAAAGGAGUUGCUAUAGCUGAAAUCAACCGAGGAAAUGGAGCACAAAUUAUGCUCAAAUUCGCUAAUGCUGCAACCGUCGCUCAAAAGAAAAGUGUUGAAAUAACGGAAACUGACAAGGGUAUUCUGUCUAUUAUGGAAACAUCGGAAUCCUUAAAAUCACAAAUUGAUGAACUUGAGGCUACAAUGUCAAAGUUGACCAUUGAUACAAAAGAAUGUCUGUCAAAGAAGCAAAAGCCGCAAGCUUUAUACAAACUGAAACAAAGGAAGCGGAUAGAAGCGGUUUUGGAGAAAAGGUUGCAUUAUCUUGAUGCAAUGGAUACUAUCUUGUUCAAAAUUGAAAGCUCUCAAAACGAUGCACAGAUUGUACAGGCCUAUGAUCUGGGCGCGAAUGCUCUCAAAUCAGUACUAUCUUCUUCUGAGCUUAAUGUGGAUGCUAUUGAUAUGACAAUGGACAAAGUUCAAGAGACAUUUGCUGAUCAACAAGAGAUUGAUGACGCACUUCAACUCGGUAUGGCUGAACUUCAGGACAAGCAAUAUAAUGAUUUGAGCAACGAUGAGCUGGAGAAGGAACUAGAAGAGCUCGAAAAACUGGAAUCGAAAGUUCUGGAAAGGCGACGUUCGGAAUCUCCAUUUGAGAGGGAUGACUUAUCUAUUCCUACUCACAAGCCUAUUAUGACUCCAAUCGAGGAAACAGAAAAUUCAACUAAUCCUCAAAAAACCAAGAUACCAUUAGAAAUUCAGUAACCAUAAUUCAUUAUUUGAAACCAUAAUUUGUGUAAUGUACAAGAAACCCCAGUCAAAUUAUCUCGAGCUUAAGUACUAUAUGGCUUUUUCUGGACACUAAACGUAAUUUAAGCGAGCCGUUAUUGGUUUCUAAAUGCUCACUGC